UGAAUUUAGGUUAUGUGUUUCGGAGUUGCGAUCUCAUUGUGUCGAUCUUUUUGUUAUUUCGCCUUUUUGAGUUUUGAUGCAUUGCUGACGUAAAUUCGUUCAAGUGUCAGUUAAUUGGGAUAAUGAUUGGUAGACUUAGUUACAAUGAGAAGAUUGGGAAAGGUGGCUUUGCGUUGUCUCUUCGUCUUUAAUUUUGGCUCCUGACGGGUUGUAUUUUGACUCGUCUUGUUGAGUUUUUGUUUACGAGGUCUUAUGUUACGGUAUGACUGGAAAUGGGGAUCUGGCUUGAAUGUUGUAUGCUUUGUCAUAACUUGAGUACGGUUCAUGACUUUGCUAUAUUCUGAUCCAGUGUGAUCUGAUUAGUGAUGUGUGCCUUUGGAUUGUUCUGCUAUUCCAAGAGAUUCUAGAAGCAUUUACUGAUAUUAUGUGGAAUGGUGACCGGUGAACGGUAAACUUGGGUGUAUCUUAUGAAAAGUGCUUGUUGUCUCUGAUUACCUGAAGUGUGUGCUUUAAGAAUGUUUGUAUAGUAUGCUCUUUGAAGUUGUGCGAGUGUUUACUAUUAUCUUGUGUCUAAGGCUCUGUCAGUGAUAAAACGAAAGAAGUAAGAGCACAAAGAGGAUAGCUCUUGAUGAGACGAUUGUAGAAAAACCGGUCUUUAUGGCCAAAGAUGCUGACGCUUUGGACAUGGAAACUUCCUCGUCGAAGAAAGUCGGGAGGAGCCGCACGAAAAAUAUUAAGGUGGAGUUCCUUCCAGAUUCCGUUGGAGCAGACACAGAUGCUGACCAAGGUGGUCAAGGGGUCACUACCCGUGAGGAAAAAGUUAGCAGCCUUAAGACUGGUUUGGUACAUGUUGCUCGGAAGAUGACAAAGAAUAUGCAUGCUCAUUUCAUACUUGGCUUGAUGUAUCAAAGGAUGGGUCAACCUCAAAAGGCUAUUUUGGCUUACGAAAAAGCCGUGGAGAUAUUACUUCGUUCUGAAGAAGAAAUUGAUAGACCAGAGUUGCUCUCUGUGGUGCAGCUUCACCAUGCUCAGUGUAUACUUCUAGAAAGCCUGGAGAAUUCUAGUUCAGAUGAAGAACUUGAACCUCACGAACUUGAUGAAAUCUGUUCCAAACUGAGGGAGUCCAUUGAAUCAGAUGUUAGGCAGGCAUCUGUCUGGAACACGUUAGGUUUAAUUCUUCUUAGAACUGGUCGCUUGCAGAGUGCUAUAUCCGUAUUUUCUUCUUUGUUGGAGAUUGUCCCUGACUACUUGGAUGGGCUUGGAAACCUUGGAAUUGCAUAUCUUCAAGGUGGAGAUUUGGAACUUUCAGAGAAGUAUCUCCAGGAUUUGAUUUUAAAGGAUCAAAAUCAUCCUGCAGCUUUGGUGAAUUAUGCUGCCCUCCUUCUAAUUAAAUAUGGUUCAGUUAUUGCAGGUGCUGGGGCUAAUGCUGAUGCCCAAACUUCUAUGGAUCAUGUUUCAGCAGUCUGCAUUGCUAAGGAUUGUUUAUUAGCAGGGGCAAAAUCUGACCCCAGAGCAGCUCAUAUUUGGACUAAUCUGGCCAAUGCGUAUAAUUUGAUUGGAGAUCAUAGAACUUCUGGAAAGUGCUUAGAAAAGGCCGGAAAACUGGAUCCAAAUUGUUUGGCCACACGAUAUGCUGUUGGAGUUCACCGAAUCAGAGAUGCUGAAAGAUCCCAAAAUCCUAAUGAACAGCUUACUUGGGCAGGAAAUGAGAUGGCUUCAGUAAUAAGAGAAGGAGAUCCGGUCCAUAUUGAACCUCCAAUAGCAUGGGCAGGUCUUGCUCUUGUCCACAAGGCUCAGCAUGAGAUUGCAUCAGUGUUUGAAAUUGAUCCUAAGGAAUUGUUGGAAGUUAAAGAUCGUGCCAUGAGCAGUCUAAAACAGGCUAUAGGAGAAGACCCCGACGAUGCAUUACAGUGGAACCAAAUUGGGCUUCAUUGUCUUUGUACACAGCAGCUUAAAAUGUCUCAGACGUACUUCAAGUCUGCAGUCACUCGUCUUAAUGACUGUGUCUAUACAUGGUCAAAUCUUGGCAUUUCUCUUCAGCUUCUUGGGGAAUCUACCCAUGCUGAAGAAGUGUAUAAGCACUCUCUAUCAUUAGCUACAUCUCAACAAGCGCCUGCUAUAUUUUCCAACCUCGGGAACUUUUGUCGCCAGAUGAGAAAAUAUGAAAGCGCAAAAGCAAUGUUCAGCAAGGCUCUUGAACUGCGGCCUGGUUAUGCUCCUGCCUAUAAUAAUCUUGGUCUCGUGUUCAUAGCUGAGGGUCAAUUAGAAGAAGCUAAGUUCUGCUUCAACAAGGCUACUGAAUCAGAUCCAUUUUUGGAUGCUGCUAAAUCUAACAUGAUUAAGGUGGCUACCUUGUAUAGAAAGGAUGUGAGCUUGCAUUCAGCCUGAUAUUCGAUUAGGUGAUAUGGAGUCGGAGAUCCUCAGAGAUGACCAGCAACUCGGGAAGUACAGACCCUUUUUGUUUGUGCACAUCAACUAUGUGCCUUUAUCUCAACUUCAUUGAGUCAGUUGAUCAUUUAUGCGACUGUACGCAAAUCACUGUUCACGGCAGCUUUAAAUGGGUUAGCUACUGGCCGUUCUAUCUUCUGCAAUAUUUGCAUCGCUUUCCGUCUGGAUAUGUUCCGGUCUGUGUUGUUGGUCUAUUCAGAUGGUCCAAUUGGCUGUCCAACUUCAAGUUCAUGCCCUAUCUUACUCUGCAUUCACUGCUUCUGGAAUGAUGAAAUGGAAGUGUUACUCAGGGAAUAUCAUUGACACGAAGAGAUCAGACUACUGUCGGGGGAACACUGUUUCAUGCAGCGACGGAGCCAGCUUAGGCCAAGCCAGUGGGGUGCUGGACCGGUGCUGGACCACAACGGAGUGAGGUGAGGUCCGGCAGAGAAGAAAUGGAGCUUACGGAAGUUUCUGUCAUUAUGGAUCUGAUGAAGAAGAAAGAGAAGCAAUAAAUAACAUCUUUAACAUUUUUUAAAAUGUGAAAGUGAUGUGUAUUCUAGAUAAUCAAGGUAGAAACUUGUUAAAUUCAUGUUAAUAUUAAUUCUUUAUUUUCUAUAAAUAAUCUUACUUUUUUAUUGUUUUUUGUAUA
This is a messenger RNA of Salvia splendens (bonfire salvia), 3079 nucleotides long. RefSeq lists its product as uncharacterized. The record is from RefSeq and is a predicted model, not a curated record. NCBI's taxonomy places the organism in Eukaryota, Viridiplantae, Streptophyta, Magnoliopsida, Lamiales, Lamiaceae. Bases 658 to 2388 code for a protein of 576 amino acids. Gene Ontology annotation, molecular function: protein binding. The transcript has 12 exons.